AUGACAAGUUCUAAAUGCUCUGUUUACAAUGAGCCUGUGGAAAUAGCCAUGAACAUCCUACUAAUUUUGGAAUUUGGGCUGGGACUCACAAGCAAUGCUAUUGCUCUGUGGACGUUCUACUUCCGUUUGAAAAUUUGGAAGCCACACGCUGUCUACUUGCUCAACUUGGUUAUCGCAGACGUCUUGCUGAACAUUUGCCUGCCGUUUCGACUGGCGCUUGCUCUCAGGUUUAGCAUUAUAGAGACAUGGGAUUAUAGAGAGCUGCUCUGUUCAGUAAUACUCUUCGCACUGUCUCUUUCCCAAGCUGUCUCCAUCGCAUUCCUCACUGCUGUGGCUCUGGAUCGCUAUUUCCGGGUGGUCCACCCUAAUAAUAAAACCAGCUCUCUCACAGCCAGGAAUGCUAAAGUCAUUGCUUGCUUGGUUUGGCUUUUAGCAAUUGGAUUGACUGUUGAGAUCCUGGUUGCUCCUCGACCCAAAACCUCCGAGUGCCGCAGUUUCACCCUACAAGGAGAAGCCAACUUCUACAGCAUCUGGCAUGUCAUCGUAUUCUUUUUGGAGUUUCUCGUUCCCUUUGGCCUCAUUUUGUUUUGCACAGUUGGCAUCGUCAGGAAGCUGAAAAAGAGCCCCCGUGAUUUGAGCAGUCAACCUAAGCUGCGGAAAGCCAUGUUGUUAGUGAUUGCAGUGGUGGUGGUGUUCGGAGUUUGCUUCCUGCCUAGCGUGUUGGGCAGAGUGCUUGUGUAUAUUCUCCAAAGCUUUGAAAGUUGUGCAGCUUUUCGUUUUGCUGUGAAUGUAUUUGAUGUUACUAUCUGCUGGACCUAUCUCAACAGUGCUUUGGACCCCAUCGUGUACUGCUUCUCAAGUCCGACUUUUCGAAGUUCCUAUAGAAAGAUCAUUAAUUCUCUAAGGGUGAGAAGAAAUGAAGUGGAACCCCAGAGCUUGGACAUUUCCAAAGAUUCUGAAAGUUGA
Molecule: messenger RNA, 966 nt
Organism: Emys orbicularis (European pond turtle)
Lineage: Eukaryota; Metazoa; Chordata; Testudines; Emydidae
Gene: GPR31
Product: G protein-coupled receptor 31
Exons: 1
Coding region: 1-966 (321 amino acids)
Biological process (GO): G protein-coupled receptor signaling pathway; negative regulation of inflammatory response
Cellular component (GO): membrane
Molecular function (GO): bioactive lipid receptor activity
Source: RefSeq, a predicted model, not a curated record